CGAUGCCAGUGUUACACGGCUGUCAUCUUGACCAGGAGUACCGUGGGAUGCUACACGUGGUCCGGCGGUGACGUGGAGGUGGCGAGGUUUAUAAAGGGAGAAUACUGAGGUACAGCAGCUGACUAAACUGUCUGUGGUUGCCGCCAGCGCUGUGCCUUCAUGAUGCGUUUCUUCGUCGUCCUUUGUCUUGUCGCCCAGAUCCUCUCCGAGGAGCCGAGGGCUCGACUGGUUCCGCUGGCCAACAUCCCUAUUGACAUCACCAAUGCCGAUCUGGGCAUUGAGCUGGUUCCCUUUGCCACCGACAUCAACGCACCGAGGGCGGUUCAGGUGCCACUCAACUGGAUCCCUGUAGGCGGCGCUCCCAGGAUGGAGCAGAUCCCCCUGGGUCUGCCCGUGGAAGACGAUCAGCUUGUCGACGCGCCUCCCACGCCGGAGCUGAUCCCUCUGUCCGACAUUCCCAUCACUGAAGGAGAAGACAUCCCCAGGGCUAUGUUGGUGCCUUUCAACCUGAUCCCAGUGGCUGACACAGAGCCCAAGGCGGAGCUGAUCCCCCUGUCCGACAUUCCCAUCACUGAAGGAGAAGACAUCCCGGGCCAUGUUGGUGCCCUUCACCCUGAUCCCAGUGGCUGA
Messenger RNA from Pomacea canaliculata, 630 nucleotides. RefSeq lists its product as uncharacterized. The record is from RefSeq and is a predicted model, not a curated record. The transcript is spliced from 2 exons. NCBI's taxonomy places the organism in Eukaryota, Metazoa, Mollusca, Gastropoda, Architaenioglossa, Ampullariidae. The coding region runs from base 160 to 630 and encodes 156 amino acids.